GCCUCUGACGGAGCGUGCUGGUAACAGAGAGGAGCGAGGCCGGAGCGUCUGCGGUCGAAGCUGAAAUAAGAGCGAAGCGGCUAAGCGGGCGAUGGGGGCCAGUGGGGAGGAUGGGACGGAUAGCGAGGAGCGCUUCGACGGCAUGUUGCUCGCGAUGGCCCAGCAGCACCAAGGCGGGGUCCGAGAGCUUGUGAACACCUUUUUCAGCUUCUUGAGGCGCAAGACUGAUUUCUUUGUAGGAGGAGAUGAGGGUGCUGCUGAGAAGUUAAUCACAGAGACAUUCAGUCGCCACAACAAGCUGGCUCUGAAAGCACAGAAAGAGAAGAAGGCCCGUCAAGAGGCAGAAAAGCGGGAGAAAGCAGAGCGUGCUGCAAAACUUGCCAAAGAAGAAAAACAGGAAGAAAGUGAGCCAAGGAUUAAAGAACUGACUGAGGAGGAGGCAGAAAGGUUGCAACUGGAAAUUGACCAGAAAAAAGAGAAGAAAGAAAAUGAGGCCCAGGGUAUCCCUUCGAAGCCUGCUGAGAAUCCAGUGGAAUCUCCUGAGUCCAGCAAACAGGAUACAGAUGAGGAGGAAGAAGAUGAGAAGGACAAAGGCAAGCUUAAACCAAACUCUGGGAAUGGGGCAGACCUUCCAAACUACAGGUGGACACAGACCCUCUCCGAACUGGAUCUGGCCGUCCCAUUUAAAGUCAACUUCAGGCUGAAGGGUAAGGAUAUGUUGGUUGACAUACAGAGACGGCACCUGAAGGUGGGACUGAAAGGCCACCCACCUGUGAUUGAUGAAGACUUAUAUAACGAGGUGAAGGUGGAGGAGAGUUCAUGGCUGAUUGAGGAUGGGAAAAUAGUCACUGUGCAUUUGGAGAAGAUCAACAAGAUGGAAUGGUGGAACAAGUUAGUCCAAACAGACCCAGAGAUUAACACCAAGAAAAUUAACCCAGAGAACUCAAAAUUAUCAGAUCUGGACAGUGAAACCCGCAGCAUGGUGGAGAAAAUGAUGUAUGACCAGCGGCAGAAAUCGAUGGGCCUCCCCACAUCUGAUGAGCAGAAGAAGCAGGACAUACUGAAAAAGUUCAUGGAACAACAUCCAGAAAUGGAUUUCUCAAAAGCAAAAUUCAACUGAUAUGGUUGCCCUCGUUUUCUUCUCCCCUCCCCUCCUCUAAACUCAUUAGGAUAAAAUAUAAAUGAAAAUAAAUCAGCAGGAAACUAUAGUCGUUUCACCCAGCCCUGGGACUGCUCACAUCACCUCAGAGUGAACUUUCUGGUGUAAAAAGAGCUGCACUGCUUAAUCCAUGUAGCACCUUCUUACGCUUCUGGAUUUUCAACAGCAGUAUCAAUCACCUAAGGCCCAUUUUACCUUUGCACAGGGAAGAAUAUUCCAGGGAGAGGAAGGAGUGAAGGAAAAGGGGAGUACUUGAUGGAAUCAGAUUGUCCCUUGGUUCUUGCUUAGUGUCUAGGAAGUAUAAUUUAAAAUAUAAUAAUUUAAGUAGCAAGAGAGACACUCAGCCAUCAUCCUCUACUCUCCUAGCUCCUGCUCUUGAAAUCAGAGCUGGAAGUCUUCCUGCAGCCUUCCUUCUACAAACAAAGCAACCCCUGCAAACUUCUAAUUCAGAGUAGCAGUACUGAGCAUUUUCAAACAUAGCAAGAAAAACUACUGACAAAUUUGAUCCACUGGUGUCUCGUGCUUGUUGCACUUGCACCAUUGUUGCCAAUGAAUGGCUUGUGUUGGAGUGAUAAGCACUUCACUCAAGAAAUUUCCCAUUAGACGUUAAAAUGAAAGCAAGAGAAGCAGCUUCACAAAGCACCCAUGUAUCUGCUUGUGAGAACUUUCUAUAACCUCUGAAGUUACCAUAGUAUUUCAAGUGUUACAUCCAGAAGCUUGGAGGCAAAAGGGAUAGAUUGUUUUUGCAUCUGUGUUUAGGCUUAUGGAUGGAGUGUAGGCAUAUCAAACUGUUUAGGCCACAUCAGAAUCUGGUAUAUCAGUCCUACAUGUUGUUCCACUUGGAUCUGUCACUCAGCUGUUUCUGCCAGGCCCUGAUGUACCCAUUUCAGAGCUUCAAUCGUGUAUAUUUGCCCCAGAUAUUAAAGGUUUUUGCCCUUCAGAAUGACUUCCUUAUUCUUCCUGUUGCAAUACUGCUGGUGAUUUGGCCUUACAUAACCAAUAUUUAGGAAUAGGAAGGGUCUGUUAAGUGAUCAGUUACUUCAAAAAGGUUUACUUGCUCUACUCUUGUUGUAGCUAAGAUGAAUUGAUCCAUACAAAGAAUGCUGGUGUCUAAAACUAGCAGUAGGCAAGGUUUUUCUGCUGUCAACAGACACGUGUUGGAUGGCAGACAGAUCUCUAGUUUGCUAGAGACCAGCUGUCCGCCUCAUUGGAGCGACUCCACAUACAUUCCCCUUUUGGCGUUGGACAUGCCAAGCAAGAGCCGUCUGCAUGUUCUCUUUUUUUGUGGUGGUUGCUUUAAAAACAGCUUGUAUUCUGCAUGUAUAAAUAAAAAGGUGAUGUUUUCA
This is a messenger RNA of Lacerta agilis (Sand lizard), 2505 nucleotides long. RefSeq names its product nuclear distribution C, dynein complex regulator (gene NUDC). The transcript is spliced from 9 exons. Bases 92 to 1120 code for a protein of 342 amino acids. Gene Ontology annotation, cellular component: cytoplasm. The record is from RefSeq and is a predicted model, not a curated record. Gene Ontology annotation, biological process: protein folding. Lineage: Eukaryota; Metazoa; Chordata; Lepidosauria; Squamata; Lacertidae.